Molecule: messenger RNA, 1969 nt
Organism: Xenopus laevis (African clawed frog)
Lineage: Eukaryota; Metazoa; Chordata; Amphibia; Anura; Pipidae
Gene: foxj1.S
Product: forkhead box J1 S homeolog
Biological process (GO): regulation of DNA-templated transcription; regulation of transcription by RNA polymerase II
Cellular component (GO): nucleus
Molecular function (GO): sequence-specific DNA binding; RNA polymerase II cis-regulatory region sequence-specific DNA binding; DNA-binding transcription factor activity
Source: RefSeq, marked provisional
GCAAUAACUCAUCUCCCCACCACCUCUGCUGUUGCUGCUGCUUCCAGAACCUUCCUGCCUAGUUCUGCUGCAUCCUGAUCCACUGUAUAGCAGGAGCACUUCUUGGAUCACAAGGGCUUUAUUAAUGUUUGACCUGCCCAGGGCGGCCCCGUUAGACAUGGCGGAUAGCUGGUUGACUUUCCAGGCUGAGGAAGAGCAGGGGCAAGAGUCCUUUUCUAGCUCAGUUAACCUGGAUGACAGCCUCACCAGCUUGCAGUGGCUACAAGAAUUCUCCAUACUCAAUUCCAACGAAGGUAAAACGCCUUCAUCAUCUGGGGACUCCCAUGGUUACAGGCAGCUGUCUGGUGCCCCCUGCUCUCCUCUGGCCGCUGACCCUGCUUGUCUGGGCAUGCCACAUACCCCAGGAAAACCCAUUUCCUCGUCCACCUCACGGGCAUCCCACUUGGGACUCCAGCCAAUGGAGGAGAUUGACUACAAGACCAACCCGCAUGUAAAGCCCCCUUAUUCAUAUGCCACUCUUAUCUGUAUGGCAAUGCAAGCAAGCAAGAAGACCAAGAUCACACUAUCUGCCAUUUACAACUGGAUCACCGACAACUUCUGCUACUUCCGACAUGCAGAUCCCACCUGGCAGAAUUCUAUAAGACACAACCUCUCCCUAAAUAAGUGUUUCAUGAAAGUCCCUCGGGAAAAAGACGAGCCAGGCAAAGGAGGUUUCUGGAAGAUUGAUCCACAAUAUGCUGAUCGGCUCAUAAAUGGAGCCAUGAAGAAGCGCCGACUUCCCCCUGUCCAGAUCCAUCCGGCAUUUGCUAGUGCACAGGCUGCAGCCUCCAGUGAUAGCAAAAGAGGUUCUGCCUGGCAGAUGAGCGUCAAUUCAGAGUCCCACCAACUGCUGAAGGCGUUUGAGGAGAUAACAAAUGAGCAAGGCUGGAAUCCAUUAGGAGAACAUGGCUGGAAUUCCAUAAGUGAUGGGAAAUCUCACAAGCGCAAGCAGCCUUUGCCCAAACGCAUGUUUAAGGCCCCACGUCUCUCCAGCUCCCCUAUGCUCUCCCAAGAGGAGCAAACUGAAUUGGGGUCCUUGAAAGGUGAUUUUGACUGGGAAGUUAUCUUUGACUCUUCAAUCAACGGAUUUAACUUCUCAGCCUUUGAGGACCUAGAAGUCACCCCUCCCCUGAGUCCAGUUACACGCUCUGUUGACCUCACCGUUCAUGGAAAGCACAUUGACUGCCCACAGCAGUGGUACCCAAUGGGACAGGAUCAUGCGGUGGCGCAAAAUAGCUUGGAUUUCGAUGAGACAUUACUUGCCACCUCCUUCCUCCAGCACCCAUGGGAAGAGAACAGGAAUGAUUAUCUGUCCAACUCUGCCAAUAUUGAACAGCUUUUUGAUCUCAAUGAGGCAUUUCCGGCAGAGCUCAAUGACUGGUCGUCCUUGGGUUCCUAUAUAUAAUGUUGCCAUACUAAACUAAACAGAGACAAAAAUAGACAUUUAUAUAAAUAAAUAUAUAUAUUUACUAAGAAGGACAUUUCUGAACAUUUUAAAUAAAGGUAAAUCCUUUUGCAGAGCAGAGGGUACCUAUUCUAAAAUUUACACUAUUUAGGAAUAGAUAGAAUCUAUUCCGCUGAAAAUGGCCUGAGCUAACGGGCAGCAAAUAUGCUGGACAGAAGACUGUGUGACAUGGCCACAAUGAAAAGAACAGUACUUAAAUAAAAAAACAAAACCUUUUUGUACUUAUUUUUCUAGGUGUUUUCAAAAUGAACUUAGGUAUUGCCACUGUAUUCUGGGUAGGGUGAGAUACAGAGAAUGUGAUAUCAGAUCAGUCUGAUGGAUGAUCAGUUCUGGAAAAUGUGCAAUGUACCCUUCUCUUUUCCGCUUUCUCUGAAAAAUUUGCCCAUUAACUAUGUUAAUUUUUCUUAUCUUUUUUUACAUAACAGCAGUGGAAAUGGGAGAAAAAAAGAUAUUAACCAAAAAAAA